CAAAAUACCUUUUUAAUUUUUCGCUCUCCUUUUUAAUAUAUUAAGAAAGAAGUUUUUGCAUAGAAUCUUUUAGGUAGAAUAAAAAAGCUUAUUUGGAGGGAGUAAAUAUGAAGCUCCUUUAAAAAUCAAACUAGCAUAAUCUUAAUGUUUUAAAUUGCUUCUUACAUUUAGAUACAGUAAUUUUUAAUAAUUAUAAUUUUUUAUUAACACUGUUAGGGAGCUCUAUCUAUUUAGCGUUAACCCUAAUUGACCUAGAUUUCCAAGAUAUAAGAUAUCAUGAAAAGAUAUAAAUUAUUGUGACUUCAACUCUCUUUAUAUUUAAUAUAGUUUUUUAUGUAGUUAAACGCGUCAAGUAAAACUUCAAAAUAAUGUUUCAUAUACUUUAAAUGGUUAUUGUCUUGUUGAGUAUGGAGGUAUUCUUUUUGGCAGAAAAGGGUUAAAGCCAAGCUUAUUUUAUUUCUUUGUUAUAAUUAUAGCAUAUACUUUGCUAAAAUAUAGAAAAAAAUAUGUUAAUUUAGUUUUUUGUUUGGCUCUCAGUUCUCUAUCUUUCAAUUAGAUUAUUUCUUAUGCUUGAAGUCUAUUCAAGUAAUUCUAUAAUAGGAGCAUGCGUUAUCAUAUUUUCCUAUUUAUUUGCUUUAGUUUUUGGCUAAAAUGUAGAAGUUAGUGAGUAAGAAUAACAUCUUGUAAACUAAAUAAAAUAUGAUGUGGGAGAAUAAAUACAACAGAGAACUAAAAAUAUAUUUUAGCUAUAUAAGAACAGUCAUAUAUCAACUAAAAGCUAUUUAAAUGUGAAUAGUAACCAGCCAAGGAUAAAGGAAAGAGAUAAAAAAUCUUCGACUUAAAUUUUAAUAAAUAGAGAUGGUUCAAAUAUAAACCAUGUUGAAGAAUAAUAAAACCUUAAUGUUACCAAUUAAAUACAAACUCCACUUGUUAUAGGUGUUAGAUAAAGAGAGAGCUAGAUUGAAAGCGUAAUAAAUAGUUAUCGCUUGCCAAAAACGGAACAAUAAAAUAUGAAAAGUCAGCUUUUUUCAGAUACGGAUAAACUUAACAAAAAUGAUAUAGCCUCUCAUUCGAGCUCUAAUUUACUUAAUUAGAAUUUAACAAACAUCCCAUAAAAUGAGGAGUAAUAGAAGCCCUCACUGCAUGGUUUAGAAUAAAAUAGUAUUUUGUAAGAAUUAACAAUAGGAUUAAUUAUUAUCGACGAUGCUAAAAGAAUAUUAUUUUCAAACGAUCGUUCUCACUAAAUUUUAAAAGAAAACAAUUAAUCAAAUCUGAUAAAUAAACUUUAAGAAUACUAAACAUAUUCAAAAGGAUAUUAAAAUAAUAACAGGCAAUCUAAUCUUUACCAUUAAGACUUGGUGAAAAGUGCAUCAGCAAAAGAUGUCUUUGAGGAGAAACAUUCAAAAUAAGAAAAAAAGCCAGCAUAUUCAUAGAUUUAGAAGAUGAGUUCAAUAAUCUUAAAAGAAGAAGAUUCGUGCUCUCCCUUACUGGAUCCAAAAAAAAGAAAAAAGGAUAAUAAAAAAGGUAGUGUGAGAAUAUUUCCUUCUUUAAGAGAAAUAAUAAGCUAAAACAAUAGCAUAAUAGAAAAAGAAAGUAGUAAAUUGAUCAAAACAAAUAUUAUAAUUAAUGAAGACAAACUUUCUUCAAGUGAUUGGAAAGAUGAUGGGUUGAGCAUACUUCAGCCCUUCUGGAGAAACUAGCAUGGGUAUAAACUAACAAUGCAUCAAAAUGAACCUUCUUCUUUUUUACCUUUCAAAUCUGAUUAGCACAUAUUGAAUUCAGAAAUAAAAAAGAGCGAAAUUAGGAGGUUAAAUAUAAAUUUAAAUAAAGAGCUGUAGAGCUUUUUGAAAUCUAAGUAAAAUCAGACUGUAAGCAUUAGAUAAAUUUUUGAAAUUUUAUUAGAAGCUGGCAAUUAUUAAUCAAUAGAACAAAAUAAUUAAAAUUGCUUAUUAAAAAGUAAAAGCGAGUAACUAAUUGAUACGGAAUCAUCUGAAUCUAAGUAUUUUCAUAGAAAAUAAGAAUUCAUAAAUAGUUAAUCUAAAACUAAAUAAGAGUUUCUUUAGGGUUCCACUAUUAUUAGAAAUAGAAGAGACUCUUUUAAUAGCAAUGAUAAUGAUGAUUCCAUUUUCUAAAGCAGAGAUAUUAAUCCCCUCAACUGCAGCAUUUAAGAUAAUAUUUUGGUUAUAAAGGCUUAGAAAGGGAAUGAUAUCAUUGAUUUAAAAAUAUCUGCGAUGCUUGAGUUUUUAACAAUAUAUGAAACCAAAAGUUAAAGAGGGAGUGGAAGCGGUGAAACUAGAAAUGAUAAUUGCUAAGAAAAAGUUAGCUUAUCUCCUUAGAAGUUAGAAAAAAUAAGUGAGUCUCUUGAGGAGUUUAAAUAACAGCAUAACUAAAAGUUUGGUAGCCAAUAACUAACUUAAAUCACCAACAACGAAUAAAAGACUGACAGAAUCAUAUUUAACUUUGCAGACAGAAAUAAAAAAUCAAACAAAAAAAUAAAAUUAAGUGAUAUGAAACUCUUUUUAAUAAUUGAAGUUUAAGAUAAAAAAGAGGACAUUAAAUAAGUAAAUUAAGAGGCUUUUAAAGAUUUUAAAAAUAAAAUACUUUCUUCUCUAUCCCAUGAGUUAAGAACUCCUCUAAAUUGCAGCUUAUAAAUGCUGGAAACUAUUUAUUAAAGUGAUAUCCUUAAUUAAAAUUAAAAAAAAAUGUUUAUACUUCCUGCCAUCAACUCUAAUUAUCUUCUGUUAAGUAUGAUUAAUGAUAUUCUAGAUUUUGCACAGCUCAUAAAUGGAGGUCUCAACUUGCAAUUUGAAGUUUUUAAUAUUGUCGAUCUUAUUAGAGAAUGCAUGAGCUACUUCACUCUCUAAGCUGCUUACAAAAAUAUUCACAUGGAACUAAAUUUUGAGAAGUCAAUACCAAUUUAAGUGAAAUCUGACUCUAUGAGAUUAAAAUAAGUUAUUAUUAAUCUUUUAAGUAAUGCGAUAAAAUUCACAAACUAAGGUUAGAUAUCAAUAAAUGUUGACUAAGAAGAAAAAGAUUUAAUUAGAAUAUCGAUUUCUGAUACUGGGUGUGGUAUUUCGCCUGAAAUAGGAAACUAAAUUUUUAGAGGUUUAGAAUUUAAUUAUAAUAAUACUUAAUUUAAUACAGAAGGAGCAGGAAUGGGAUUAACUAUAGCAAACAAUAUAGCCAAAGGUUUAAGCGGAAAUAGGCCUAUUCAAUUUGUGAGUGAUAUGGGAAAGGGAUCCAUCUUCUCAUUCUUUGUUUUAGAUCGUCCUUAAAAAAUAAUCGGAUGCAAAUCAACUAAGUUUACAAUAUUUAAUCGUUCAUUCACUAAUUGGAAACCUCUAUUUUAAGAGAAUUCAGAUAAAAUUCAACCCUCAACAGUUUUUGACUAACUUACAUAAAACAACAAUCGCAUUUUAGGAUCAAAUUCGGUACUGCCUCCAUUAAAUCACUCAAUAAUACCAAUGAAUAGCUAAUUUAAUCAAAGUUAAUAUUUAAUACAAAAUGCUUAGACGCCGCAGGUUUCAUAAAUGUAUCCAAUAGUUAAGAGUAAUACUUUUUCAAAUACAUCUUUGCCUGCUAGAAGUUUUAAUGAUUUUGGCCAAAGAAUAGCUAAUUAUGUAAACUCCAAUAAUAACUAAUCUAAUCUUUAGCAGCCUAUUCUAACUAAUAAUAAUAACAAAUAUUAAUCCUAUUCAGAAGAUUAAAUACAUUCUUUUAAUUAAAUUCCAAAAAGUUUCUAAGACCUCAGUCUCAAACAUACAUUAGAAAAUAACCUAAGCAUUGAACAAUCAAAUAAUAAUUAAAACCACUAGAGUGAAGGUAAUAUAAAUGUUGAACAGUCUUUUGAUAUUCCAAAAUAUAAAUAAACUAACGAAUAAUAAAUCCAUAAAAGAAACAUAGAACAUCUCUAUAGAAUUUAAUAGCAACUACUCUAUAACAAUCAUAUGUAACUAUAAAAUACUCAACCAAAUUAAAAAUAAGAACAACCAAUUUCAUCUUCUUUUAAAAAUAUAGCACUUAAUAAUAAUAUAACAAGUUUAAAGCAUAUAGAAGAAAACAAUUCAAAUACUUUAGUGAAAAAAAUAUCUUGUGAAGUAGAUACUGAGUAUUCUAAUUUGAAUAAACCUGCUUCACCAUUAAUAUAGUAGACAUAUUAUGUUGUUGCUCAUAAAAAGUAUAGUAAAAAUUAGCAAUAAAACUAUCAGUUUAAAGGAAAUCAAGCAAAUAAAAUAGCAUUUGAAGAUACCUUGGACAAGCAUUUAAAAUAGGGAUGCUUUACAGACGAGCCUUCAGGAUCAUACUAAUACUAUUAAAGAGAUGAUUUUAGCAAUAAAUAACUCUCACCUAAAAUUGUAAGCAGUUUAAGAACUUUACAUAAUGAUGGAUUUUCAGUUCUAGAACAAAAAAUAUCCAGACUUGAUGAUGAAAUUUCUCAAUAAUAAUGGCAAAGUUAAUAAAAUCAAUCAAACAAGAAUUCUACCAAUUUUUCUAAAAAUCCUAUUCGUAUAAAAGAUUUAGAGAUAGAGGAUAUGCAAUCAAAUCUUUUGUUUUUCUUAAAUUCAACAUUUGUUCAUAUGUAACAAUCAAUUAAUUUGCAAUAGUAAUAACAACCUUAAUAGUCAUAUGCACAAAACUUGGUAAACAACAAUUAAAAUAUUUCGCCUAAUAAUAAUAAUACUCUCCCAAAUAAUAGCUUUAGUGGGUAAUCAAAUGUAAGCAUUAAUAAUAAUAACAGUCUACUAAAAAAUAACCAAUCUCGCUUGAUAGACAUCUCUCCUAGAUCUUAAAAGACUUUACAACCAUAGAUACCAAUUUAAUAACUAAGUGGUUCUUAUUAAUCUCUAAAUAUUUAAGGAGGAAAACUUAUUAAAAAAGUACUUUAGUUUGAAAGUUAGAAAACUUUUGAAAGUAAUCCACAAAAUUCUCCUCAUAGUUUACCUGUUAAAGAAGAAAUGAGAUAGAGAGUUGAUUCAAUCAUGUCAAGAAAAUAGGAAAGCUUAAAUAUAAGAAUGGAAAAUAUAAUAGAAAUUCAUGAAAACUAAGAGCAUGAUGAUAAUAGUAAUAGUGAUAACAACCUAGACUAUUCAGCCAAAAGUAGUAUGUAAGGAAGUAUGUAGAAAUAGAUAGAUAUUUAAACAGAAUAAGUAACAUACAAAUAAAGAAUUAUCUAAAAAAAUAAGUAAAAAACAUGCAAUUGUUCAAACGUAUUGGUAAUUGACGACAAUGAAUUUAAUUUGUAUGCCUUAGAAAUGAGAUUAAAGCAGUAUGGGUUUAAAGUAGACACUGCUAGUUCUGGAAUAUUAGGCUAAUAAAAAGUUAUUGAAAAGCAUGAAACAGAUAGUUGCUGUAAAGAAUAUACAAUAAUUUUUAUGGAUUUAGAUAUGCCUGUAUAAAAUGGAUUUUAAACAACAAUAAAUAUUUUAGAUUACUAUAAACAAUAAAAUUAAAAACCACCAACAAUUUCUGCAUGCACUGCUUUCAUUCAAGAUUCAGAAAAAAAAAAGGCUAGGUAAGCUGGCAUGAAAUACUAUAUUACAAAACCAGUAGAGACAUCCUAUCUCGAAAAAGUAAUAUCAAAAGUCUUAUUCAAAAAAAAGUGACAAUUCAAAAUUUUAAUAAAAAAGAAUAAAUUUUACUAUCAAAUUAAUAAGCUUAUUUUCUAAAUAAAGCGAUGUAUAAAUUACAUUAAUAUAUUAUUUUAAAAACUAAUAUUAAUCAAAAAUCAUAUUUUUCCUUUGUUUUGUUAUUUAUCAUACAUAUAAAAUAUUAUUAUUUUUAUCUAAUAUUCAAUUGUUCAUUUUUAUGC
Molecule: messenger RNA, 5809 nt
Organism: Tetrahymena thermophila SB210
Lineage: Eukaryota; Ciliophora; Oligohymenophorea; Hymenostomatida; Tetrahymenidae
Product: ATPase, histidine kinase-, DNA gyrase B
Exons: 1
Biological process (GO): phosphorelay signal transduction system; phosphorylation
Molecular function (GO): phosphorelay sensor kinase activity
Source: RefSeq, a predicted model, not a curated record